Molecule: messenger RNA, 1104 nt
Organism: Malassezia sympodialis ATCC 42132
Lineage: Eukaryota; Fungi; Basidiomycota; Malasseziomycetes; Malasseziales; Malasseziaceae
Product: peroxidase
Biological process (GO): cellular response to oxidative stress; hydrogen peroxide catabolic process; response to reactive oxygen species
Molecular function (GO): heme binding; peroxidase activity
Source: RefSeq, a predicted model, not a curated record
AUGGCAUCGCUUCGUACUUCGGUUCGCUUUGCUCGCAACCUGCGCCUGGCCGCGCCCCGUGCGGCGGCUGUGUCGCCUCGCAUGUGUGCUCGUGCCUACAGCACACCUGCGCCCGAGGCCAAGCAGGGCGGUAGUAGCUCGCUGCUGUGGGCCGCUGCUCUGGCCGGUGCGGCCGGUGCAGCUUACUACUUCCGCGACGACCUCAAGGCACUCACUGGCGGUGAGUCUACCUCGAAGGUGCCCAAGAAGGAGGACUACCAGGCAGUGUACAAUGAGAUUGCCAAGAUCCUAGAGAACCCGGACUACGAUGACGGCAGCUAUGCGCCCGUCCUGAUCCGUCUCGCUUGGCACAGCUCCGGCACGUAUGAUAAGGAAUCGAACACGGGCGGUAGCAACGGUGCUACGAUGCGCUUCCCGCCUGAGGCGAAGCACUCGGAGAACCCCGGUCUGCACAAUGCGCGCAACGUCCUGGAGCCGAUCAAGAAGAAGUUCCCGUGGAUCUCGUACUCGGACCUGUGGACUUUGGCGGGUGUGGCCGCUGUGCAGGAGAUGGGCGGUCCGAAGAUCCCGUGGCGCCCUGGCCGUGAGGACAUGCCCGAGGAGUCGACGCCGCCGGAUGGCCGUCUGCCGCACGCCCCGCUCGGCGCCGACCAUAUCCGCGACGUAUUCCACCGCAUGGGCUUCAACGACCAGGAGACUGUCGCCCUAAUCGGUGCUCACGCCGUUGGCCGUUGCCACACACAGUACAGUGGCUUCGAUGGCCCGUGGACAUUCUCGCCAAUUUCGUUCACGAACCAGUUCUUCACGCUCCUGCUAGACGAGGACUGGGUGCCGAAGAAGUGGGACGGUCCCUUCCAGUAUGUGGACAAGAACUCGAACUCCCUCAUGAUGUUGCCCACGGACUAUGCGCUUGUCAAGGACUCGACGUUCAAGAAGCACGUGCAGACGUACGCGAAAGACGAGGAGAAGUUCUUUAAGGACUUCGCCGCGGCCUUUGCUACCCUCAUGGAGCUUGGCGUGCCUUCGGAGAACUUCAAGAAGGCCGCUGAGCCUCUGGGCGAUGACAAGCCGCUCGUCUUUACGCCGACGGCCGACCAGAAGUAG